Sturnus vulgaris (Common starling) is the source of this 5551-nucleotide messenger RNA. The record is from RefSeq and is a predicted model, not a curated record. Lineage: Eukaryota; Metazoa; Chordata; Aves; Passeriformes; Sturnidae.
CAACUUACACUAGUGCAAGCUCCAUUGUGGAAACUAUUUAGCAUAACUUAAUUUCAUUAAUUAAGCCUCAGCCUAACCAAACUAAAUUGUUUUUUUCACUGGAAUUAUGUUCAGAGUUUGAUAAAUGUAUUAACAAUGUAUGCAUUUUCAGUGGUCCUAUAAAAUAGGAGUAGAAUAGAAAAGAAAAGAAUAUUUCAGUUGUAAGAGUCCUACAGUAAUAAUUUAGUUCAACUGCCUGAUCACUUCAGGACUGACCAAAAGUUAAAGCACGUUAUUAAAGUAAAAUGCCUCUUCACCACUUAGAGGCUUGAGGCAUGAACUGCCUCUCUAGGAAGCCUGUUCCAGUGUUUGACCACCCUGCAGGUAAAGAAAGGUCUCUUAAUGUCCAGUGUAAACCUCCCCAGAACUGCUUUGAAAUAGUAUUUUCUCACUAAUACAGAAACUUGUGUGGUUCUUGAAGUUUCUAAGUAACUGCUAAUUUUCUUACUGGCUAUAAAAACUAACUCUCUAUGUAUUGAAUACCAAUUAAAAGUUGAUUACUGCAUAUUUUAGAAGAUCAGUGUGGAACCUUGUCUUAACAAAGAUCCAUAGCAAAAAAUAUAUUAUGAGCUUCAACUUACCUAAGCACAGUACUGAGAGUAAAACAUGAUGACCAUUACCAGAAAAGUUAUUUGAAAGAAGCUGGUGUAGCUACAUUGCUGGAUACAGCUUUAGCUCUUUGCUUUCAGCUCUUUCAACUGCAUUACUUUCUCUGGCAGCUGUGCACUUCUCUUUUCCAAACUUGCAUUGCUAGAUAAAGUUUUAUUCACUGAUUUCUGCCAGACAGGAACAAAGCACAGUUUCUUUCAAAUAUUAAGUUGUCUGUGAAAUUCCAGACUGGGAUUGGCUGGAGAGGCUGCAGAAUGCAUUUUAGUCCUGUACAUAUAUUUGUAUUUGAUAGCUGACAAGACCACUUUGACAGCCUUUCUUGGGAGUAUAUGGCUAUUAUUCAGUAUUUCUCAUUAUCUUGUGUUGAUGCUUCGUAUCAGAUUUUGUUAUACUCUGUUUACACUUAUGCUUUUAGAAAUUCUCAUUUGGGGUGGCACCUCAAUUUGUGUCAAGUUCUCUCAAACAGGGUGAGUGAAUUAAAUAAGAAAGUCCAAGUUUGGCUCCAAAAGAAAAAUAAAGAGUUCUACCAUUUGUAUAUUGAUGAUUCAAAAUGUCUGAGCUUAACAUUCAAGUGCUGUGUGCCUUAGCCUCAGUGAAGGACACUUACUUAAUCAUUAUGAAUGGAAUACAAUACAAAUGAAAUAAAUGUAGUAUCAGAGAUUAAAAUAGACCUUGCACAUAUGUGUAGUAAAAGUAUUCUUGGGGCCUUUAAUUCUGUAAUGUCCUUGGCUCAGAUUUCUACAGUCAUGGCACGCCUAACGAAGAGACGACAGGCAGAUACAAAGGCUAUCCAGCAUCUUUGGGCAGCUAUAGAAAUAAUCCGGAACCAGAAGCAAAUUGCUAACAUUGACCGUAUUACAAAGUAUAUGUCUCGAGUCCAUGGUAUGCAUCCAAAAGAAACCACACGUCAGCUGAGCUUAGCAGUCAAGGAUGGUCUCAUUGUGGAAACCCUGACUGUGGGGUGUAAAGGGUCAAAAGCUGGUAUUGAACAAGAAGGAUAUUGGUUGCCAGGAGAUGAGAUUGCCUACGGUAUGCAGCCUUUUUCCCAGACAGCAGCAAAAAACAAGGACUGGGAAACAGAAAAUCAUGACUGGUAUUGUUUUGAAUGCCAUUUGCCUGGAGAGGUGUUGAUAUGUGACCUGUGUUUUCGUGUGUAUCAUUCCAAGUGUUUGUCUGAUGAGUUCAGGCUUAGAGACAGCAGUAGUCACUGGCAGUGCCCAGUUUGCAGGAGUAUCAAGAAGAAAAACACGAGUAAACAAGAGAUGAGCACAUACCUGCGAUUCAUAGUGUCUCGUAUGAAGGAGCGGGCUAUAGAUCUAAACAAGAAAGGGAAGGACAACAAACACCCAAUGUAUCGAAGGCUGGUGCACUCAGCUGUUGAUGUUCCUACUAUACAGGAGAAAGUAAAUGAAGGAAAGUACAGGAGUUAUGAGGAAUUCAAAGCAGAUGCUCAACUGCUUCUACACAACACAGUGAUUUUCUAUGGAGCGGACAGUGAACAAGCUGAUAUAGCAAGGAUGCUUUAUAAAGACACCUGCCAUGAACUGGAUGAACUGCAGCUUUGCAAGAACUGUUUCUAUUUGUCAAACGCACGACCUGACAAUUGGUUCUGCUACCCUUGUAUACCUAAUCAUGAAUUGGUUUGGGCCAAAAUGAAAGGCUUUGGGUUUUGGCCAGCCAAAGUCAUGCAGAAAGAGGACAAUCAAGUUGAUGUUCGCUUUUUUGGCCAUCACCACCAAAGGGCCUGGAUCCCCUCUGAAAACAUUCAAGACAUCACAGUUAACAUCCACCGGCUGCACGUGAAACGCAGCAUGGGAUGGAAGAAAGCCUGUGAUGAACUGGAACUGCACCAGCGUUUUCUCCGUGAGGGGAGAUUCUGGAAAUCAAAGAAUGAGGACAAAGGGGAAGAGGAGGCAGAGUCGAGCAUCUCUUCCACUAGCAAUGAGCAACUGAAGGUUACUCAGGAACCAAGAGCAAAGAAAGGACGACGUAACCAGAGUAUGGAGCUCAAGAAAGAAGAGCCAGAACCUGAAACUGAAGCAGUAAGUUCAAGCCAGGAAAUUCCCACAAUGCCUCAGCCCAUUGAAAAAGUUUCAGUCUCAACUCAGACCAAGAAGUUAAGUGCCUCUUCUCCAAAAAUGGUGCAUCGGAGCACCCAGACCAGUAAUGAUGGAGUGUGUCAGAACAUGUGCCAUGACAAAUACACCAAAAUCUUUAAUGAUUUCAAGGACAGGAUGAAAGCUGAUCACAAAAGAGAAACGGAGAGAGUUGUGCGAGAGGCAGUGGAAAAGCUGCGUACAGAGAUGGAAGAGGAGAAAAGGCAGGCUGUAAAUAAAGCUGUGGCCAAUGCACAAGGAGAGAUGGACAGAAAAUGUAAGCAGGUAAAGGAGAAGUGCAAAGAAGAAUUUUUAGAAGAAAUUAAGAAACUAGCAGGUCAGCACAAGCAACUGAUUUCCCAGACCAAGAAGAAGCAGUGGUGCUACAACUGUGAAGAGGAGGCCAUGUACCACUGCUGCUGGAACACUUCCUACUGCUCCAUCAAGUGUCAGCAGGAGCACUGGCAUGCCGAACACAAACGUACCUGCCGCAGGAAAAGAUGAAAGAGUUACUCCUCCCCUAGAGCACCACCCCAAUGAUUGCUAUUCUCAGACAGAGCGGUUUUUGUUUCCAAAAAAAAAAAAAAAUAAAUAAAUAAAAGCCAAAAUUGUUUAGAAUUUGCUUCCCAUUUUGCACCAGCCUUUAAACACUUUUCGUAAAAGGAAUUUUGCACAGUUAUUUCAGUCUUCUGUUAAAAAUGCUCCUCCAAAAUUUUGUCGGCAAAACGAAUUGAACAUCUGUGGGAGCAGGUUACUUCAAGUAAUUUUAAACUAGAGGAUUUGUUGCAUUUUCAGCAAAUUUUAAGACAUUUUUAGGUUUUACAGAGAUUUUAAUCUUUAAAAAACAGCAGAUCUAAAAACAAAAAAAUGAUGCAAGUUUAACAAAAGGAACAUUGAAAAACAAGUUCUGAAUGUAAGAAGUACAGAACUGUUUCAGAAAAACGAAGCAUACUACCUUGAUGUAACAUUUAUUUCUUAACCUUGUUGAGCUGGUUUUGUUCAGCUUAAUUUUACUGUUUAAAGGCAUUAUCUAUUGGUUAUACCAGUGGGUACAUGAUUGAAUUUAGGGAACAGGGUUGACACAGCAGGUGCUAGUCCUGCGUAUUUUUUCUUAAAUAUUUCCCAACUGUGUUUUAUUUUCAUUAUUUCUUUUCAAUAUAUAACUUUUAUAACAAAAUAUUAGCUUUGAUCUUGUAGUUUAAAAUCAUAGGGAACUGGGGUAAUCUUUUACUGAGCUGGAUCUUAGAGAAAAAUGAAUAUUUAAAUUUUGAAGUUUGCACAUUUCGUCUUUGUUCUAACAUGAGUGCUUAUAACAAGAAUACGAAAAGCCAAAAAAAAAAACCCAAAAAAACAAACCCAUACAAACAAAAACACCCAACUACCUUUAUUCAUACUCGGAAUUUUGAGGCAUACAAGUUACUUUAUUGCGCCCCCCCCUUCAAUGUCAUUUGACCACCUCUGAUCUGGUGUCACCUGGUCCAUUGUAACUGAUAAUAAAAGGAGAAAAAGCACUUAAGUUUCACAGAAGCCGUUAUGUUUGUAGUAAUGGGUCAUUGCCUAAUAAUGAGCUCCAUCACUGUACUCAGAAUGAAGAAUAAUGCAUGUUAAUUUUCUUGUAUUAAAGAUGCCGUGAUUUGUAAAAAGUCUGUAUUUUGCGGAAUGUCUGGAUUAAGAAGCAUUGCCAAUAGGAAUGGAUCGAUAGUUGAAAAAUUAUUUUCUUUUUGUUUGUUUUAUAUAUAGAUAUAUAAAUUGCAUCCAUGUUCAGAGACAAUUUUUUAAAUAGAUGUAAAGCUUACUUAAAUAGCUUUUCUUUUAAAGUGUCUCCAUAUUUUAGUUUCUUUCAAGGAUUGGUCUUAGACUGAGUCAUAUGCCCAUUAAUCAUCCAGCUAUUUUUUGAGAAGUUAGAGGAAUAAUUUGUAAAUAUUUAUUUAGAUCUUUGAUAUUUAUUGAAAGCAAUUACAUGAUGGAACGAUGGAAGCUGAAGAACCAGGAGGAAAGCCUUUUAAAAAGUUUUCUCUAGGAUUUGUCAGGGUCAUUGUAAAGACAAAAAUAUAACUAAGACUUCUGUGAACUACCACUGAAAUCCUGACCUUUUUUACUUACAGUGGUGAUAUAAGUUAAUUGACUAGAUACCGCCAAAUAAUGCCCAAUAUGUUGCAGAAAUUAAGUGGUAAGUUGAUUGGAAAAAAUAGUAAGUAGAUGGUAACUUGUAUUACCACAGCUACAUUAUUGCCUGAUAAAUGUGUAAUUAACUUUUGUCGCCUCUGUGUUGUGACUGUAAAACACUUCACAACAAAAAAUCAAUCUUGUUUGAUUACUUUACGAGUUCCAAAACUUCGAUCCACCCCUAUGAAAGCAAGUAUUGUGGAAAUAUUUUUGGUGUAAAAUCAUUCCAGAAUAUGUAAUAUUUAACUGAUAGCUGCAUGAAAGUAAGAUUCGUGUUACUUUGGCUUUUUUGUCUCUGUUGACACGGUUGCACAUUUCCAAGUUACUACAGCGUGAAAACUGUGUGUUUUAAAGAAAAAAAACAAAACAAAAAAAAAAAAGAUUGUGGCCUGGUUUUGUAUAAGUUUUAGGUAAAAUUACAAUUGAUUGUUUUAGGAGCCAUGAUUUAAAAUUAAUUUUUCUGCAAAUCAUAAAGCUAUAUUAAAGUGUUGAGCUUAGCCACUAUGCACAUUGUAAUUAUUCAUUGUGGCUGUCCAGUUUAUGAUGCAUUCUGGCAUUUUGUAAGCUGCUCUGACUAGCAAUAUAUAGAGUCAUUUAAUGUGUUAACAUUGGUUAAUAAAUGUAUUUAAAAAAAAACCUCA